Bombus pyrosoma is the source of this 1192-nucleotide messenger RNA. RefSeq names its product seipin (gene Seipin). The record is from RefSeq and is a predicted model, not a curated record. Gene Ontology annotation, cellular component: endoplasmic reticulum membrane. Bases 10 to 1014 code for a protein of 334 amino acids. The transcript has 4 exons. NCBI's taxonomy places the organism in Eukaryota, Metazoa, Arthropoda, Insecta, Hymenoptera, Apidae. Gene Ontology annotation, biological process: lipid storage; lipid droplet organization.
UCGUUUACAAUGUUAAUUUCGAGGUUAUCAGAACAAGUUUAUAAAAAGUUAUUUCAUGUGCAGAAUAAAACAAAAAGAGGUGCACAAUCUGCUAGAGAUGUACUUAUAAGUGGCGGAAUUAUUAUUAUUAGUGGGAUCGUUAUUGUUUGGUUAUCUGUGUUUCUUUACACAGCAUUUUAUUAUACCUAUGUACCGAGCAUCUCAUACGUACGGCCAGUACAUCUGCAAUUCAAAUCAUGUAAUGAAGAAAAAGGGAUUUGUAGCUUUCCAUCAGCAUAUGUGCAAUUAACAAAUAAACAGCAGCUUUUAAUGGUUGGCCAGCCAUAUAAAGUCAAUUUACAUCUAGAAAUGCCAGAGUCACCAGCCAAUAAAGAACUUGGUAUGUUCAUGGUUUGUGCUCAAUUACGCAGCAGAGAUGGUUUCCUCCUAGAACAUGCAUGUAGAUCUACCAUGUUACAUUACCGUAGCACAUUAUUACAUGCACUUACUACACUUACAUUUUCACCUAUGAUGAUUUUUGGCACUACAGAAGAAAAACAAAAUGUAGUUCUUGAAUUAUUUGAUAAUUUCGAAGAAAACCAAAAUCAUCCAGUUACAAUUAUUUAUAUCGAAAUACAAUCAAGACAUAUUGAAUUCUACUCUGCAAGUAUUACGAUAAAUGCACACUUAUCGGGUCUACGCUAUUUAAUGUUUCAUUGGCCGAUUCUAUCUGGUAUUGUUGGCAUCGGUACAAAUUUGUUUUUCAUAACACUUGUAUGUACCCUUUGCUAUCUUCAUUUUACCAUUUAUGAAGACUCUGGAGAUGAUGGUUUCAAUUAUGAAGAAGGUAAAAAGGUUGAAGAAAAACAAGAAUAUAACAAAGAAUUAAACACAGAAGAAGAAAGAGAACAUAAAGCUACAAAUGAUCAAUCAUCAGAUUUGUCAUCAUUGGAAGAUAUUGCUGCAUCUUAUAUAGUACCACAUCUUAAGUUUGGAGAAGAAUCUCAUCCCUCUCGUAUUAAAUUAAUAAAAUAAUCUACAUUCCAUAAUGCAAAUUAUAUGACAAUAUUAUAUGUGUACGAACGUAUCUUAUAAGUGUAAGCGAAAAAAAUAUAUGUACAUUAUAAAAAUAUUUAUUUUUCUGUACUUAAAUAUUUUAUUUACUUCUAUUGUAAUUGAAGUAUAUUAAAAGGUUUAUGAUAUUUUCUAUGUA